Molecule: messenger RNA, 4643 nt
Organism: Papilio polytes (common Mormon)
Lineage: Eukaryota; Metazoa; Arthropoda; Insecta; Lepidoptera; Papilionidae
Gene: Hsf
Product: heat shock factor protein
Exons: 11
Coding region: 353-2335 (660 amino acids)
Biological process (GO): regulation of DNA-templated transcription
Molecular function (GO): DNA-binding transcription factor activity; sequence-specific DNA binding
Source: RefSeq, a predicted model, not a curated record
UAACCGCGCGCGACCAUACAUCAUUAUUCUAUGGUUUUUUCUCAAAGGUUUCCAUUAGAAAGAAUACUAAACUAUUAAGUAAAACUGAAAGUAUUACUGCUGAAAGGUCUUCACAGAAAGUUUGUUUUGUUAUUCACAAUGUAAAAGAGAGAGAUGAUAAUUUACGCCGUAGGACAGUCACAUUUACGUAAAUUGCCGCUGCCUUGACAAAAACAAUGUGAAUCGGGCGACACAUUACUUGGUGGAAAUGUAGUCUUCAGAUGUUAUUCGAUCUGGUGGAAAAACAUUUGUAAUAAAAAAUCAAGCUGAUUUUGCAAGAGAACUACUCCCUUUAUAUUACAAGCACAACAAUAUGGCCAGCUUUAUAAGGCAGUUAAAUAUGUAUGGCUUUCAUAAGAUAACAUCUGUUGAAAAUGGUGGAUUAAGAUAUGAAAAGGAUGAAAUAGAAUUUUCCCAUCCAUGUUUUAUGAGGGGUCAUGCUUAUUUAUUAGAACAUAUAAAGAGGAAAAUUGCAAAUCCAAAGUCGAUUGUUGCAAGCAAUGAGAGUGGUGAAAAAAUUCUGCUCAAACCGGAGCUUAUGAAUAAAGUAUUGGCAGAUGUAAAACAAAUGAAAGGAAAACAGGAAAGUCUUGAUGCUAAAUUCAGUGCAAUGAAGCAAGAGAAUGAAGCAUUAUGGAGAGAGGUAGCAAUUUUAAGGCAAAAACAUAUCAAACAGCAACAAAUUGUUAAUAAUCUUAUACAAUUUCUGAUGUCAUUGGUACAACCAACAAGGGCACCAAAUGCUAAUGGAAAUAAUGUUGGUGUGAAGAGGCCUUUCCAAUUGAUGAUCAAUAAUGCAGCAUAUGUUGCCACAAGUGAUGGCCCUUACUCAAGUAGAGCUAAAAACAUUAAACUAGAUAAAGAAGUUCCUUUAGAAGAUAUCAAUGAAGAUAACUUGGAAGAUGGGCCGACAAUACAUGAAUUAGCUCAUGAUGAUGUGUUACAUAAUGAAGCCUCACAGGAUUCCUUAGACCCAUCCAAUUUUGUGACCGUUGAUAUUGCAGCUAAUCCUGAAAUGUUUGUGGGGAACACUGCUGACCCCUCAUCUGCAAUACAGUACCAUGUUACAAUGGCAGAUGGUGAUGAAGCAGAGACAGAUUGGAAGCUGUCAUAUCCUACUAAUCGAAAAAAGAAUGUGAGAACAAGAGUAAAUAAUCCUGUACCAGUUGUGACAUCACCGUCACCUAUGAUGGCAUCACCUUCUCCUAUGACACCGUCCCCAACAUCUCCAAUCUCACAGAACACUCUUGAACAACCAAUUAACAUAGCUACCAUGACAACACCCGGCACCUCAAAACCAAAAGAUAAGGGAUCCAAAAAAGAUGUUAUACCAAGUGGGAAACAUCUUCUCCCCUCAAGUAAUUACAAUGCAAUGAACAAUUCAGCCGAUUUCAAAUUGCCAGCUGAAAUAUUUGCAAGUGAUGAUUCAGUUAGUGAUGCGGGAGUCACUCCGACUGAUGAAUUUGGUAUUAGGAACAUAAUCCAAGAAACAGUGAAACCGGAACCAGCUAUCUCUAUGUCCAAAGAUGAAAUGCUCGGCGGAGUGAAUAUUAAAGUUGAAAAAUUCUUAGAUAACACAAAACCAUUAAAGAAAACAAAGAAAUCAAAGAAUAAUGAACCUAGUGAUGUGAAUUUAGCUGACAUAAAGACUGAAUUACAGGAUUAUUUUGAUUGGAACAACAUGACACUAGCUACAGUUAACAACAGUAGUAAUGUCAACAGGUUCCAGUCUAUGUAUAGAAGAGAUAACAUGGCCAAAAAUCAAGAUGAAUUUUCUUCCUUUGGAUCCAAUUCAAACAAGAAUGACAUAGAUGACCAUUUGGACACAAUGCAAACUGACUUGGAUUCAUUAAGAGAACUUCUAAGAAGUGACAGCUACUCCUUAGACACAAACACUCUAUUAGGGAAUGCUGAUGCAGGCGUACAACCUGCGAUGUCUCUCGUCAUUCCUUUCCAUCAACACACCAUGAAUGACUAUUUGUUUGGCUCCGAGGAUCCUUUCUAUGGGCUGUCAUUUAAUCCGAGCGAUGAGAGAGCAAAGACAAGCAAUAAUGCAAAGAAGAAAGGAGAUAUGUCAAAUGUAGUCGGCGGAGAAAGUCGCGCCCAGAGCCACUGUUCUGAGGACGAUGCUGAAGGGUAUCAGCUUAUGUCGUAUACAGGGAAUAUUCCGUAUCUAGAAGAUAUAAAUCUCCCCGAGUUGGAGGGGGAGAAUUCUCAGGAGACGCCGGUGGUGCCGAGCCCCGGCUCCUCGCUGCAUACGCCGCGCCUCGACCUCCCGCACUCGCCGGCACCCUGAGGCACCGCUAACAAACGCAGGAAAAAGCGCAAGUGACUCUCAACUUUAAGUGUAUUUAAAGUGACUUCUAGGAUACUAGGUGUUGAUUUAUAAUUUAUAUUGUGUUUAUAGAAAUAUAUAGACUAGGCAUAGUGAACUAAAUUUUUUUAACCGGUAAUUACUUUAUCAAGUAAUGUCAGUUGUCAAGUUUAGUACGCCAUCUCGUGUCUUGUAUUGACUAUUUAUAAAUUUGUAAUAAGCUCCAUCUUUUGUCGUAAAAUAAAACUUCAACAAUUUCAUAAUAAAAAUGCUUGCUCUAUAUAUCUUUUGAAUUUCUUUGGUUAUAGACAAAUUGGUAUUAUAAACCGAAACGAAAAUUGUGAUUGAAGUUAGUAUUUCGUGUAUUUGAAUUAGCUAUAAUUCAAUCUAACUUACAUUGUAAAGCUUCAUUGCUUGCGAACAAUAGCUGAGUAGCCGCCACAAACUUAUUACAAAGAAAGUCUUGUUAUUGUGCACUAUUUGAUAACAUCCCAUACUCUUUACAACAAUGUCGCUAAAGGCCUAUUCAACGAAAAGUGUUCUCUUUUCAUUGAAUGUCCAGUAGACAUUCCAGUCCAGUGGCAUACCGUCACUGGAUUGCAACCAAAGAUGUUAACCUGAUCAUUUCAGUGAGUUCAUUUUUUCUAUUUUCAGUAUUGGAUUUAAUUUUGGACUGAAAAAUGUGAACUUGGUUUUGUCUUUUGUGCCAGAUAUUAUAAUUAUCAUUUUUUACUUGGUUUUAUGUAGGUACAGAACAUGGUAUUAUCAUGAUAUAUUUUAUCAUGCUGCCAAUUGUCAAACCGCAAUUUCCCAUAUGACAGUUUUGCUGGUACAAAAUUGUACAAAGUUUUUAUUUCAAAUCAACUAUUGUAGUAACUCAAACUAAUAAUAAUAAUGAAUAGAUUUAAACUUAAUAAAUUGCUUGUGAACGCAAAUACUUACAAUUUUCGAGAUGUUUAACUAAAAAAAAGUAGAGAUAACUUAUUUGUAGAUGUUUCGGUGGGAACCCAAAAAUUAAUAAAUUCGUGAACUAAUUAAUUUGUUUUAGACUUAUAACAGAACAGUAUGUAUAUAACAUUUUUAUAUCAAUAAAAUUACCGAAUGACGAUCUUGUAUAAGGCCACCCACAAAUAUGCUUGUUAUAUAAAAACUAUUUAAUUGCAGACAGGAUUUAGUAUAUACAGAUUAUAUAAGAUAUUACUGGUGCCUUAUAUACAAUAUUAGAUUUAAAAAAAAAACUCCUAAUAACGAUUAUGGGAUUAUAAAAGUUUUUUUACUAGACCUUUCGCAGCAAAACAAAGAAUAAUUGGUCCUAUUAUAUAAAAAAGAUUAUCUCAAUUUUUCCGUUAGUAAUUUCUUUAAAGAACAAUUAAACUGACUGAUGGUAUGAAAGGCUAACGGUGAUGGAUGUAAAAGAUUUUAUUUCUAUAGUAUAAUAAAAUUAUUUUUGUUACGAGACUUAAUAAGUCUACAUACGCGAAUUAUGUACAUACAUAUGUAUAAUCUGUUUUUUUUUUUAUAUAUUUGUAAUUAUAAGUGUAAAGAUUUACUAUAAGGAGGUGUAAACUAUUCUCAAUUAUUAAAGGUGCUUUUACACUGUAAUAUCAGUGAAAAUGUACCUUAAGAUAUUUUAAAAUACAAUUUAUGUGAUAGUACCGCCGCAGAGCAUUUUUAUUAUUAAUGUUUUAUUAAAGAGUUACACAGCUUGCUAUAUAGACAUCGACAUUUCAAUGUUUAAAAUCAAAAUUAAAUUUCGCAAUGCUUAUUAAAUAUUGCUUGUGUUUCAAGAGCAAGAAAGAGAUGGAUAAUAAUUGUCCAGUUGUAAUGACAGUUGAAUUCACAAUAUCACUUGAAAUUAUAAAAUUGUUUGUACUUUUUCAUGCGUAGUCAUUUUUUACUAUCGUUACUUAGAUGCGAUUACUAGAGUGCUGAUAAAUGUGACUUAGAUAUCUUAUAAGGAAAUAGUGUGGUUUGAAAAAUACGAUGUACAGGCGUUUACCAUUCUCAGUGUUAAUAACAAUGAGAAUUGCAAAAUAUUAGGAAUUAGAUUCAUAUGAGGGUUAUUUUUAUUUUGCCCGUACCUAUGAACUGUUAAAUAUACAAAAUAGUAUAUAAAAAAAUAGUAAUACAAAAAUUUUGGAUGUGAAGCUCUCAUUUAGAUCUUGUUUUCAGUCCAAUAGUUUUUUGUUUUAUUUAUGUGUAAUUUUUUUAACUUGUACAAAUUUUUACAUAUAUUUUAGUAUUCUUAAAUCGCUAUAAACAUACAGACUGACAUUACCAUCCUAAAAUU